AGACCCCCCCUCUUUCCCGUUUGGAGUGGAAGUACGUUGUUGGAGAGAGAACUGAAAGCAAUCGAGGACCUCCAACACCGUCCGCGUCCAUAUGUCCCUCGAAGAAGAAGAUCCACAGUUCUUCCCAUGGACCUUCUCCUCCUCCUUCUAGGGUACGUAGCAUGAUUGGGUGCAACAAUGCGUUGGUUGCCUAGCAUUUCGUUCUCAUCCUCCUCCUCCGGCUCUCGAUCCUCGUCGUCCUCGCUCAAAUCCCGGGGCGGUGAAUCGCCUAGCGGGAGGAUUGUUGACGUCUCCACCGGGUGGAGUUUCGGUCCGGUUAGGAAGCUCACCCGACAGCGGAAGCUCCGUCAUUUGAAUGAUCAACACGACAUCUCGGGCCCGCCCGAGCCUCUGGCGCAGCAUGUGCUAUCUCCGAGCAACGAUGCCGAUUUCUCGACCCCGCGGUUCUCUUCCACGGCGGCGUCCGCAUCCUCGGCGAAGCCGCAGCCGCUUCCGCUGCCGGAAUUAGGGAUCUUUGGCCGCAAGGAUAGGUUGAGUUCCAGCUACGUGGACUUCCAGCUCCCUUCACCGACGACUGGGCCGAGCCGAGUCGUAGAGGAGCGAGAUAGAGGGGGAGCGUCCUCCAACUCUCCAAUUAAGAGCGUGUUUGCCAACGAAGAUGCGAGAGACACAAAAAAGACUACAGGUCAUGCUGACAAGAAGUCAUCUAGGAGGGAAUCUCAAGACCUAAAUGGCUCGAAAAGCUCAAGAAAUGGGUUCAGGGUCGAUGUUCCCGUCAGGAGUGCUCCAACUAGUCCUUUCUCAAGUCCUGCACUCAGCCCACAAAGGCGGAGUGCAGCUGAUGCAUUUCCGUAUUACUAUUACAUGGUUCCUACGGGGAAUCAAGCCUGGUCUGCUCCGGAGAUGCCUACCUCGGAAAUGAUACCAGGGCUCCCUCCCCCUGCAUUUUUUGAUUACUCUGCAUUUAGUUGUAAUACAUCUCCCCAUCACAGUCCGGCAAGAAGUCACCUACAAAACCCGAAAAGCCCAAGUGGACCUGCAUCGCCAUUGCAUUCAAAAUUAUCCCACGACACCUCAAUAGCACGCUUUGACACUGACUGUCCUGUAAAUGUCCACCCAUUACCUCUUCCUCCUGGUGCAGCCAUGCCUUCACCCUCAGCUCCCAUUCCUCAGGCUAUAGCUAAAUCAGAGUUUGUGCCAAUGAAAAGUCAAUGGAAAAAAGGAAAGCUUAUUGGGCGCGGUACAUUUGGAAGUGUUUAUGUUGCCACCAAUCGGCUAACUGGAGCUUUAUGUGCAAUGAAGGAAGUUGAAUUACUUCCUGAUGACCCAAAAGCUGCAGACUGUAUCAAGCAAUUGCAGCAGGAAAUCAAAGUUCUCAGCCAACUGAAGCAUCUAAAUAUUGUGCAGUAUUAUGGCAGUGAAAUAGUUGAAGACCGGUUUUAUAUAUAUCUGGAGUAUGUUCAUCCUGGUUCCAUCAACAAAUAUGUUCGUGAACAUUGUGGAGUCAUGACAGAAUCUGUCGUUCGCAAUUUUACUCGCCAUAUUCUCAAUGGUUUGGCUUACUUGCAUAGCACAAAAACAAUUCAUAGGGACAUCAAAGGGGCUAAUUUGCUUGUUGAUUCCUUUGGAGUUGUCAAGCUUGCUGAUUUUGGUAUGGCUAAACAUCUUACUGGACAAGCAGCUGAUCUUUCUCUAAAGGGGAGUCCAUACUGGAUGGCUCCAGAGCUCAUGCAAGGUGUGAUGCAGAGAGAUUCCAGCUCCGAUCUGGCUCUUGCUGUAGAUAUUUGGAGUUUGGGUUGUACAAUUAUUGAAAUGCUCACUGGAAAACCUCCUUGGAGUGAGUUUGAAGGGGCUGCAGCCAUGUUCAAGAUUUUGAGGGAUACCCCUAGCAUACCAGAAACAUUGUCAUCUGAGGGCAAGGAUUUUCUUCGGUGCUGCUUUCAAAGAAAUCCUGCAGAGAGACCGUCAGCUGCCAUGUUACUGGAACAUCGGUUCAUGAAGAACUCGCAGCAGCUGGAUGUCUCAUAUUGCAACACAGCAUUUAAUGGGAAGAACUUUACUCAAUAGUCGGAGAGAGCGAUGUGAAGAUAAAUUCAGUCAGUUGCCAAGGUACCCCAGCACACAAAUUGCAAAAGACAAAUUGGCUUCCUAGAGGGGCUCCAGAAUUGUAUCAUAGACUUCAAGAAGACUCUGGUAGGUGACUCGUAGCCAUAGUGUUGAGAUAAUAGGUUAUUUGAUCUGAAUUCUCUUGAAGUUAUAAAAGCUUCUUCCUCUUGGAAGUUUGUCUUGCACGAGAAUUUAGAAGCAGUUUUUGUAUGCUAAUAUCUGAUUUAGAGCUUCAGCAAUUAUGGAAGUCAGUUUAUCAUUACCCUCUCAAGGUAAAUAACAUAACCUCCUCCAUGUACAAUUAAAGUCAAAAGAGGAAUAAUGGUACAGAUAUUAGAAGUGGAAAUUAUUGAACAGGGGAUUUGAUGUCAGCUGUUUUAUAUUGAUUA
Molecule: messenger RNA, 2495 nt
Organism: Juglans microcarpa x Juglans regia
Lineage: Eukaryota; Viridiplantae; Streptophyta; Magnoliopsida; Fagales; Juglandaceae
Product: mitogen-activated protein kinase kinase kinase 5-like
Exons: 11
Coding region: 178-2067 (629 amino acids)
Biological process (GO): protein phosphorylation
Molecular function (GO): protein kinase activity; ATP binding
Source: RefSeq, a predicted model, not a curated record